This is a messenger RNA of Xiphophorus maculatus (southern platyfish), 2651 nucleotides long. It is a transcript of the gene galnt18b, whose product is annotated as polypeptide N-acetylgalactosaminyltransferase 18. The transcript is spliced from 11 exons. Bases 282 to 2111 code for a protein of 609 amino acids. Gene Ontology annotation, cellular component: Golgi apparatus. Lineage: Eukaryota; Metazoa; Chordata; Actinopteri; Cyprinodontiformes; Poeciliidae. The record is from RefSeq and is a predicted model, not a curated record.
GGUUCGCAGUAGGGCGAGAGAGAAAAGGAGAGGAGGGUCCUUCACCUGUAGAUUUCUUUUGUACCAUUUACCUGUCUUUCAGCAACGUAACAAAUAAACCCGCGGCACUUUUAAAGUAGGCGCUCUGUGCCUGGCAUUUUUUGCACCGCUGCGCACUCGCUAGGAAUAACUUUAUUCUUGCUUGCUUUUUUUUUCUUUGUGUGUGCCUGUCCGGGAAAUUGUCGCCCUGUGCCGCGAUCCGAGGGGAGACUGCGGGCUGUGCUGCAUGGAGGGAUGUCGGCAUGGCUUGCACCAGGAGAACCAAAACUUUGGUGUCCACAUGCGUGAUCCUGAGCGGCAUGACCAACAUUGUUUGUCUGCUCUAUGUCGGAUGGGUUACUAACUACAUCGCCAAUAUUUACAUCAAGGUCCCCAUGCCUUUAGCAGUGGGAAAGUUGGAAGGGGACAAAAAAGGAGACACUCUCCGCAUAAUGGAGCGAUUGGAUCGGCUGGAGAGCGUGGUGAACCAGCACAUCCAGGAAACACCAGGGAAGGGAGAAGAUGGGCUACCAGACACCUCAUUCUCUGACUCAUCCCUGUUCGCUCACUGGGGCCAGGAGCUCAGUCCAGACAACCGGAGGGUGGCUCUGAAGAUGUUCCAGUACUACGGAUAUAAUGCCUACCUCAGUGAUCGUCUGUCCUUAAGCAGGCCAAUUCCUGACCUCAGACCCGAUGGGUGCAGAAACAUCACUUAUCCUCUGAACCUUCCUCAAGUGAGCAUUGUGUUCAUAUUUGUGAAUGAAGCCUUGUCAGUCAUCCUGCGAUCCAUCCACUCUGCCAUCAACAGGACACCCUCCCACCUUCUUAAAGAGAUUAUCCUAGUGGACGACAACAGCAAUAACGAUGAGCUCAAGGAAAAACUGCAGGACUUUGUGUCGGAAACAAACAGUCAGCAUCCAGGAUUCAUAAAGAUAGUGCGGCACACCAGGCAGGAGGGGCUGAUCCGGUCCAGAGUGAGUGGAUGGAGGGCUGCCACUGCCCCAGUUGUUGCCCUAUUUGAUGCCCACGUUGAGUUCAAUGUCGGCUGGGCUGAACCAAUACUGCUGAGAAUUAAAGAGGACAGAACACGCAUAAUCUCCCCAUCAUUUGACAACAUCAAGUACGACACGUUUGAGAUUGAAGAGUAUCCACUGUCCGCCCAGGGCUUUGACUGGGAACUCUGGUGCCGCUACCUCAAUCCACCCAAGACCUGGUGGCACAGGGGCAACAAAAGUGCCCCAAUCCAGAGCCCGGCUCUGAUUGGCUGCUUUGUGGUGGACAGACUGUACUUUGAGGAGAUUGGUCUGCUGGAUGAAGGCAUGGAGGUGUAUGGGGGAGAAAAUGUGGAGCUGGGCAUCAGGGUGUGGCAGUGUGGUGGCAGUGUGGAGGUCCUGCCCUGUGCUCGUAUAGCCCACAUUGAACGUGCUCACAAGCCGUACACAGAGGAUCUGACGUCUCACGUUCGGCGAAACGCCCUCAGGGUAGCCGAGGUCUGGAUGGAUGAGUUCAAAAGUCAUGUCUACAUGGCUUGGAAUGUCCCCAUUGAGGACUCAGGGAUUGAUAUUGGAAACAUCUCAGAGAGAAAAGCAUUGAGGAAGAGACUGCAGUGCAAAACUUUCCGCUGGUACCUGGUCAACAUCUACCCCGAGAUGAGGAUGUACAGCGACACCAUCGCAUAUGGAGUUCUGAGAAACUCUCUGAAGAACGAUCUGUGUCUGGACCAGGGACCCGACAACGACAACGUCCCCAUCCUAUAUCUGUGUCAUGGGAUGACACCACAGAAUGUGUACUACACCAGUAACCAGCAGUUCCUUGUCGGGCUGCUCAGUCCCACAGUUGAUGACGACGACAACAAGUGCCUGGUGGACGUAAAUGGCAGGCCACGUCUCAUUGAGUGUAACUACGCCGCAGCCAAACGUAUGAAGCUCCACUGGCUCUUUACUCAGGGAGGAUCUAUUCAGAACAGAAAAUCAAAGAGAUGCCUAGAGCUUGUGGUGAACAGCGACAAUGAGUUUGGCUACCAACUGGCUCUGCAGAAAUGCGCCGGACAGAAAUGGUUCAUCACAAAUGUGUUGUUUAGCAACUUGCUAUGAUCGUGUGCCGAAGGAAAACACUGGAGUCUUUUUCAGAGCACGUUUGUGUGUAUCUGGCUGCAUAUCAGCGCUGGGUGAAAGGAUAAGAAGCAGGAAACGCUGCAUGGUUGGAUAAGUUCAUUUUGAGCCAUGAUGUCCUCUGAUGAACGGCCAUCAUUUCAUCCUAAAUGUUAAACAUUUUAUUUCACCAACGAGAUCAGCCAUAAGUUGCAGAUAUUUUGCAUACUUGACAAGAUGGUAUAUUUAGUAUAUUUUAUGGUAAAUGUAUUUUAGUCAGAUUUCUGUUGACCUGCUGUUUUGUUUAAAUUUGCUACUGUGUAGCAAGCUUUCGAAACCUGUAAUUAUUUUUAUUUUUGUGUCUCAGGUUUGUAGAUUUACUAUACAAUGAAGCUGUACAGUUGUGAGAAAUGUUGAAAUAAAUUGGGACAUGAUAUUUUAUAAAUGUUAAAGGUUUUCUUAUAUGUAUAUCAGUAAAAAAAAAAAGAUGAGAACUACUGAGUACAAGUGCCUUUUAUAUUUGUUGCCCAAAGGUGUGUGAUA